AUGAUAUCAAGCCCGCAACAACCCGAACAUAACAUCGAUGUAUAUUUGGAACCAUUGAUUGACGAUUUAAUAGAAUUGUAUGAGAACGGGGUUCAGGUCUAUGAUGGUUUUAAAAAAGAAUUUUUUAAUCUGAAAGCUGUGUUGUUGUGGACUGUCAGUGAUUUCCCUGCUUAUAGUAAUUUAUCAGGCUUAAGCACAAAAGGUUACGAAGGUUGUCCGAUUUGUUGCACUAACACAUCGGCUCGUCGCUUGGCAAAUGGACACAAGAUGUGUUAUAUGGGUCACAGACGGUACUUGUCUGCAAAUCAUCCUGAUAGACGGAAGAAGAAAGCAUUCGAUGGUACUGAAGAGGGUGAUAUGGCUCCUUUGCCACUGUCUGGGGAACAAAUUCUCCAACAAGUUCAACUUGUAGAUUUUAAGUAUGGAAAGACGCAAAAAAAUAAAAAAACUAAUGGUUGUUUUCAAAGAAAGUCAAUCUUCUUUCGUCUUCCAUAUUGGAAAAGUCUACUAGUUCGACAUUGUUUGGAUGUCAUGCAUAUUGAAAAAAAUGUGUGUGAGAGUAUUAUUGGUACCUUACUUGAUAUUCCCGGCAAAACUAAGGACGGUCUAAAUAGUCGUUUAGAUCUCGUUGAAAUGGGUAUACGACAAUCUCUGGCACCUGAGAAGAAAGGUGAACGUUUAUAUUUGCCUCCUGCUUGUUUCACUUUGUCCAAAAAAGAGAAACAAACAGUUUGCAAAUCACUUGCAAAUAUGAAAGUACCCGAUGGUUACUCGUCUAACAUCAAAAACUUGGUGAAUGAGACUGAAUUGAAACUAAUGGGUCUGAAAUCACAUGAUUGUCAUGCGUUAAUGCAACAUCUACUUCCAAUUGCCAUUAGAUCAGUCUUGCCAAAAAAUGUUCGAGAGUGUUUGACACAUGUUUGCAUUUUCUUUAAUAGGCUGUGCGGGAAGGAAUUAGAAUUGGACGCUAGUGGUGGUUGCGCCAAGGAAAAUUAUCCAUUUAAACCCUGUAAAAGGCCGCCCAAUUCUCGAAGAAAUAGAACAAAUGAUCGGAAGGUAAUAAUUUAAUGACUUCUUAUGUAACGAAUUUAAAUUAACUAACGAAUUGAAAUGCUAAUAUAAUUUUCCCAAACAGGGCAUUCAUGUAUAUAGGGGACGCACAUCAGUAUCUUGGCCCGUGGCAAGGAAUUUCACAAGCAAACUGUCCAAGACAACCUAAAAGCCAAGAAUGCGGUUUUUAUGUUUUGAAAUAUAUCACUGACAUCGUCGCACGUGCCAACCCCAACCGUUACAUACAAGAUCAAAAAGCUUUUGGGGGUAAGAAGCAAUACGAUCCAAAAACAGAAUUGUUACCACUACAGCGAAAGUGGAUCGAACAAUUGAUGGCGGUGAUUCACGGUGACGAUUGAGGUUCAAAGGUCGAAGAAUUUUUCUUCAUUAUGUAAUUUUUAUAGAUUAACUUGUAAUUAGAUUUAUUAACUUAUUAAUAUUUUUAACUAAUUUUACAUGUUUGUGUAAUAUUUAAUUACUUUUAUGAAAUCAAAUUAUGUUUUUACCCAAAUUUAAUUACUAUUUAAUUUAAAAUGUGAUUAAUAUAUAAUUAAAUUAAAUAAAUAUGUAAUUUAAAAUUUAAAUAAAUAUGUAAUUUAAAUUAAAUAAAAUAAUAUAUAAAUUAAUAAAUAUAAAAUUAAAAUAAUAUAAUUAAAUUAAAAAAAAAUGAAAAAAACUGAAAUCUGAGGAGUUUUGGCGUCGGUUGCUACGCCACAUAUGGCGUCGGUUAUUGGCUAGGAACCGACGCCAUAUAUACCCCUAUGGCGUCGGUUCCUAGCUAAUAACCGACGCCAUAGGGGUAUAUAUGGCGUCGGUUCAUAUAAACCCUUUAG
Cannabis sativa is the source of this 1883-nucleotide messenger RNA. RefSeq lists its product as uncharacterized. Bases 1 to 1068 code for a protein of 355 amino acids. NCBI's taxonomy places the organism in Eukaryota, Viridiplantae, Streptophyta, Magnoliopsida, Rosales, Cannabaceae. The transcript has 2 exons. The record is from RefSeq and is a predicted model, not a curated record.